Molecule: messenger RNA, 5589 nt
Organism: Neogale vison (American mink)
Lineage: Eukaryota; Metazoa; Chordata; Mammalia; Carnivora; Mustelidae
Product: ATP-binding cassette sub-family A member 17-like
Exons: 31
Coding region: 4-5589 (1861 amino acids)
Biological process (GO): lipid transport; transmembrane transport
Cellular component (GO): membrane; intracellular membrane-bounded organelle
Molecular function (GO): lipid carrier activity; ATP hydrolysis activity; ATP binding
Source: RefSeq, a predicted model, not a curated record
CUGAUGCCUCCUCUCCAUGUGAGAAUGUGCAGGAAUUUAAAACUUCUUCUUUGGAAGAAUUUCACCUUAAAGAAGCGGAAGCCCCUGGUCGCCGUGCUCGAGGCCCUCGCACCUCUGUUGUUCUCUGCGAUCGCCAUGUACCUUCGCCUCCACAGUGUGCCCAGGAAAUGGCCUCCUUUGAACCACCUCACCGUCAACAUCAGUUUGCUGCCAGCGUUCCUCUACUUCCCCACGCAGGCUAAAUACCAGCUCGCAUACAUCCCGUCCCAGAGCGACGCGCUGAGGGCUGUCACGGAGAUGGUGCAGGACGCCUUCGACGUUGAGUUUGAAGUUCUAGGCUAUUCUUCAGUGCCCGUCUUUGAGAAUUACAUAAUCCAGGAUCCCAAAGGCUUCUACGUGUGGGCUGGAAUUGUCUUGGAUCACAGCUUCAGGGACAGCAAGCAGCCCCUGCCAUUAAAGAUCAAGUACCGCCUGCGCCUGAGCAGCAUGCACAGGAGCCCCUUGGCCUUGAAGGUCGCCGCUGACCAUGAGCGCCUGGAGGGCUGGUGCACGGGCCUGCGCUACCCUCUGAACCCUAGCCAAGUGCCCCGGGCCUUCGGACAUUUCGAUGGGGGUCUCCCUGGAUACAGCAAGGAAGGCUUCCUGACCCUACAGCACACGCUGGACAAGGCCAUCAUGCGGCACCAUGCCCACAACGCCACCGCCCAGAUGUUCCAGGAUCUCACUGUGCUGGUGAAGCGGUUCCCGCACGGAGCCCACAUCCAGGACACGUUCUUGCUGGUCCUGCAGAGCGAGUUCCCUCUCCUGCUCACGCUCAGCUUCCUCUGCCUCGAGCUCAUCAUCAUCAAUUCCGUGGCCCGGGAGAAGGAGAAGAGGCUGAAGGAGUACAUGUGCAUGAUGGGGGCGAGCAGCCGGCAGCACUGGGCCGCCUGGUUCCUCACAUUCUUCAUCUCCGCCCUUAUCGCCGUUUCUCUCAUGACCAUCCUCUUCUGCACGCAGGUGAACGGUGUGAUGGUGUUCAGAAACAGCGACCCUAGUUUGAUAUUCGUUUUUCUACUGUGCUUUGCUACGGCCACCAUUUUCUUUGCAUUCAUGGUCAGCACAUUCUUUCAAAAAGCCCACGUCGCAGCUGCCGCCGGGGGCAUCAGCUUCUUCUUCAUGUACCUCCCGUACCUGUACUUCACGUUCAGCUACCCCCAGAGGACGCAUUUCCAAAAGCUGGUCUUCUGUCUGCUCUCCAACGUGGCCAUGGCGCUGGGGGUCCGAUUAAUCUCCACAUUUGAGAUAAAAGGCACGGGUAUGCAGUGGAAAACUAUCGGCAGCGUGAGCGGGGAGUUUAACUUCUGCCAGGUGUUGCUGCUGCUGCUGUUGGACGCCGUCCUGUACAGCGUGGUGGCCUGGUACGUGGAGGCCGUCCUCCUGGGCGAGUAUGGUGUCCCUAAGCCGUGGUACUUCUUUGUCAUGCCGUCGCACUGGCGCGGACAGUCUGUGCCCCUCACACGGUCCGUGCUAGACAUUGGGGACCUUAGCAGACCUGCGGAAAGCAAGUUCUUUCAGGAAGAGCCCACCAGUUUGAUGAAAGGGAUUGAAAUCCAGCAUCUCUACAAGGUGUAUGACACGGGAAGGGACAGCCACAGAGCGGUCAAAGAUCUGACCCUGAAUCUGUACCAGGGGCAGAUCACCGUCCUCCUGGGACACAGCGGAGCCGGCAAAACCACCCUGUGCUGCAUGCUGGCAGGUCUUAUUCCCCCUUCAGGUGGAUGGGCCUAUAUCAAGGGGUAUGAAAUUUCUCGCGAUAUGGCUGAGAUCCAGAGGAGCCUGGGCUGGUGCCCCCAGCACGAUAUCUUGUUCCCAGACCUCACCGUAGCCGAGCAUCUUUCUUUCUAUGCUCAGCUAAAGGGCUUGUCCCAUCGGAAGUGCCCCGAGGAAGUCCAGCGGAUGCUGCACGUGCUCGGCCUGGAGGACAAGCAGGACACCCUGAGCCGGUUCCUGAGCGGGGGCAUGAGACGCAAGCUCUCCAUAGGGAUCGCCCUCAUAGCGGGCUCCAAGGUGCUGAUGCUGGACGAGCCCACCUCGGGCAUGGACGCCCUCUCCAGGAGGGCCAUCUGGGACCUCCUGCAGCAGCACAAGAGCGACCGCACCGUGCUACUGACCACGAACUUCAUGGAUGAGGCUGACCUGCUGGGGGACCGCGUGGCCAUCAUGGCCAAGGGGGAGCUGCAGUGCUGUGGGUCCUCGAUGUUUCUCAAGCAGAAGUACGGCGGCGGAUAUUACAUGACUUUGGUGAAGAAACCUCACUGCAACACAGAGGAGAUCUGUUGUCUGAUUUAUCACCAUAUCCCAAAUGCGGUUUUGCAGUCCAGCAAGGGAGAAGAAUUAAACUUCAUUCUUCCUAAAAAGGACACACACAGGUUUGCAUCUCUCUUCACCCAGCUGGAAGCGAGGCAGGAGGAGCUGGGGGUCGCCAACUUCCAAGUGGCGGUCACCACCAUGGAGGAGGUCUUCAUGCGGGUUAACAAGCUGUCAGACAGCAACACAGAUGUCCAAGCCCUCAAGAUCUCCUCCACGCAGUUCCAACAAAGAGUGUCUGUCAGCAGGAUUAAACGCAUCCAGUCCCAGAUCUUCUCAAUGCAGCCGGGCCUGCCAGUCCAGCUGAACACGGGGGCCCGCCUCAUCUGCCAACAGUUCUAUGCCAUGUUCCUGAAAAGGUUCAUGUACUCUUGGCGCAACUGGAUGUUGAUGGUAACGACGCAGGUCCUGGCGCCACUGGCAAUCACCGUCUUCAGCCUGGCCUUCCUCAGCUUGGAUACGCGCAUGGAUGAGGUCCCACUGGAACUGACCCUAAAAACAUACGGUCGAACCACCGUCCCUUUCUAUAUUUCUCCCAAUUCCAGGCUGGGUCCUCGGCUUUCGGAAUAUUUUACAAACAUGCUUGAGGCUGAGGAGCAGCUCCCUCUGGAGACCCUGGGCUCCGUGGAGGACUUCCUCCUGCAAAAGGAAGAGGAGGAGCCCGAGGUCUUUGAUGACAAAUAUGUCGUGGCGGCUUCCUUUGAGGACUCGGGGAACCACACCACGGUGACGGCACUGUUCAACAACCAGGCAUACCACUCCCCCGCCGUGGCGCUGGCACUUGUGGACAACGUUCUCUUCAAGCUGCUCUCCGGGGCCAGAGCCUCUAUCACGGCCGUCAACCACCCUCAGCCCCGGACGGCCCUGGAAGCCUCAGAGGAUAUCUUGUACCAGGGCCCGAAGGCACACUUCCUCAUCACCAACUUGCUUUUUGGAAUAGCGUUCUUGUCCAGCUCCUUCUCCAUCUUGAUGGUGAAAGAGCGGUCCACGAAGGCCAAACACAUCCAGUUCACCAGUGGCGUUUACGUGGCCACUUUCUGGCUCUCUGCGCUGCUGUGGGACCUCAUCACCAACUUUGUCCCCAGUCUGCUCAUGCUGGUGGUGUUUCUGUACUACAAGGAAGAAGCUUUCACGCAUGAGGGCAACAUCCUGGCCGUUCUCUUGGCGCUCAUGAUCUACAGCUGGGCCAUCACCCCCUUCGUCUACCUGGCCAGCUUCCGCUUGCACUACGAAGGCAGCGCCUUCGUCAAGCUCUUCAUCACACUCACCUUCCUGAGCAUCUGCCCCAACAUUCUCGUCUGGGUCACAAGCCAAAAAGAGCUGGGCUACAUGACAUUGUCGGACUCCUUGGACCGCAAGUUCCUAUUGCUGCCAGGCCACUGCCUGGGAAUGGCUCUCUUCAACUUAUACUACAACUACGGAAUCCAGAAGCUAUGCAAAGCCAGGAACCUGGACCAGCAGGAGUGUAAUCAACUUUCAGAGGGAUACACGGUCCAGGAGAGCAUCUACGCCUGGGAGCCUCUUGGGAUGGGGAAGUACCUGGCGGCCAUGGCCAUCAUGGGCUUUGUGUACCUCGUCCUGCUCUUCCUCAUUGAAACCAACCUCUUGUGGGGGCUGAAAGCCAGGUUUCCUGACUUCAACAGGAAGCGACUACUGCCAGGAGCCUGGAAGGAGAAGGCGUCCAUGCCCGUAGACCAAGACGUGGAACAGGAGGCAAAGAUGGUGGAGACGUACUUGGAAAAGCUGCGUGCGGAAAACCCACUGGUUCUUAGAGAAGUGACGAAGGUCUACGUGCAGAAUGUGCCCCUGCUGGCUGUGAACAAGAUCUCCUUCGCCCUUGGAGCAGGGGAGUGCUUUGGUCUUCUAGGCAGCAACGGAGCUGGGAAAACGUCCAUCUUCAAAAUGCUGACCGGGGAAGAGCCCAUCACCUCUGGGGCCGCCUUUGUCAGGGGCCUCAGCAUCAGCUCUCACCUGAGGGAGGUACGGUCCCAGAUCGGCUACUGUCCGCAGUUUGACGCCCUGCUCAACCACAUGACCGGACGGGAAACGCUGGUCCUGUACGCCCGGAUUCGGGGCGUCCCCGAGCGCCACAUCGCCACCUGUGUGGAACAAAUUCUUGACGACUUACUCAUGCACGCACAUGCGGACAAACUGGUGAAGACCUACAGCGGCAGCAACAAGCGGAAGCUGAGCACGGCCAUUGCCCUGCUUGGAGAGCCUUCGGUCAUCUUCCUGGACGAGCCAUCCACCGGCAUGGAUCCCGUGGCCCGGCGUCUGCUCUGGGACACCGUGACCCAGGCCCGCGAGUCUGGCAAGGCCAUCGUUAUCACCUCCCCAAGCAUGGAAGAAUGCGAGGCCUUGUGCACCCGGCUGGCCAUCAUGGUGCAGGGUCAGUUCAAGUGCCUGGGCAGCCCCCAGCACCUCAAGAGCAAGUUCGGCAGCGGCUACUCCCUGCAGGCCAAGGUGCGGGGCGACGGGCAGCAGGAGGCGCUGGAGGAGUUCAAGGCGUUCGUGACCCUGACCUUCCCAGGCAGCGUCCUGGAAGACGAGCACCAAGGGAUGGCCCAUUACCACCUGCCCGGGGAUGACCUCAGCUGGGCCAAGGUGUUUGACAUUCUGGAGCAAGCCAAGACCAAAUUCAGGCUGGACGACUACUGUGUCAACCAAGUGUCUCUGGAGGACAUUUUCUUGAGCUUCACCUGCUCUGCGCAUCCAACCAAAAAGGAACACAAACAAGAGCAAGGAGAGCCAGCAGACCAUUCACCAACCUCUCCACCUCCCUCUCCACUGCCCUCCCAGCCUCCUGCUCUACUUCCCUCCCAGCCUCCUUCUCUACUGCUCUCCCAGUCUCCUUCUCUACUGUUCUCCCAGCCUCCCUCUCCACCUCCAACCCAGCCUCCCUCUCUAUUUUCCUCCCAGCCUCCCUCUGAACCUCCCUUCCAGCCUCUCUCUCCAUCUCCCUCCCAACCUCCCUCUCCAACUUGCUCUCCAUCUCCCUCCCAACCUCCCUCUCCAACUAGCUUUCCGUCUCCUUCACAACCUCCCUCUCCAACUAGUUCUCCAUCUCCCUCCCAGCCUCCCUCUCCAACAAGCUCUCCAUCUCCCUCCCAACCUCCCUCUCCAACAAGCUCUCCAUCUCCCUCCCAGCCUCCCUCUCCAACUAGCUUUCUGUCUCCUUCACAACCUCCCUCUCCAACUAGCUCUCCAUCUCCCUCCCAGCCUCCCUCUCCACUUCCAUGA